This is a messenger RNA of Ceutorhynchus assimilis (cabbage seed weevil), 3257 nucleotides long. NCBI's taxonomy places the organism in Eukaryota, Metazoa, Arthropoda, Insecta, Coleoptera, Curculionidae. The record is from the annotation of a GenBank genome assembly.
AAAAAAUACCCGCCAAAAAAAAAACUUGUUGCUAUGCCAUCAUAGAAACAAUCGAUUUCAAAAUUGAUCGACCGAUAGUUUUUUGUUUGUUACGUUGCGGUUUUUUGUGGAUUUUUUUAAGAUAAACCCUCGUACACAAUAAAACUGACACAAUAUUCAAAAACCGUUAGCCAUUCUUUUGGAUGGGAAUAAUGAGUUCCUCGGCAGACGAAUUCCAUAGCAGCGACCCGGAGGGCUACGACAUGGUAGAUUCCAUCGAGUUGAACGGCAAAAUCGGCGACGCCCUGGACGAAGACGAAGCUCUACUAUCGUCGGAUCCGGACGUUUGCGCCAUCUGCAGCGAAACACUGUGCAAACCGAGAAUGCUCUAUUGCUUGCACACGUUCUGUGAAAUGUGCCUCGACAAAAAGAUAAUCGGCGAAGGUGGAGACGCGGGCUACGCAGACAACCGUAUCAUUUGUCCUGUUUGCAACUUUGAAAGUAAAGUCGGCUCGAAAAAGACAAAUUGUUUGCCGUUGGACGUGACCAAAACCAACGUGUCCGAUGUUUCGCAUUCCACAAAUCCAACUUGCACCAGUUGCACAGCAAAAGAAGUUGCCAAGUCGCGUUGCAACACUUGCCACAAUCUAUUGUGCAACAAUUGCGAUACUGCGCAUCACUAUAUGAGAUGUUUCGAGUGGCACACAGUAGUUGCGUUGGAUGAGAUGCGCAAGGAGGGCAUCAAAAUCACUGUGCACAAGCCUUUAGAAUGCGAUUUGCAUGCCGGUGAAAACAUGAUUUUCAAUUGUCUGUGCAGUAACGUGCUUAUUUGUGCUGUGUGCGCUAAAACUGAACACAAGGGCCAUACUACUGAAGCUAUCGGAGACAGUGAAACUAGAGUGCGACAAGAAAUGGAAGCUUUAUUGGCUGAAAGUAGGGCGAUUGUGGAUAAUUUAAUGAAGUCUUCCACUAAUUUGCAUCAUAAUUUGGAAGAGCUCGCGCACCAAAGAAGCGCCGCAAAGGAUUUGAUUAUCGAGUCUCAUCAAAGCUUCAAGGCUUUUAUUGACGAGCACAAGGAGGAAUGCUUGAAACAACUCAACCAGCUCUACCACGAUCGUUUUUGCAAACUGAUGAAACACCAAGACGAUGUCAGCAAAACAAUCGACAAUUUCGAAGACGCCUGCAAGUACACCCAAAAGCUUUUAGAAAACGGCACUGUACAAGAAAUGAUGUAUCUAAAAAACAUCAUCACCAAACGCCUGGUGACGCUCAACCCAAACAAACCAAUAAGCACCGACAACGCUUACUGGCUGGAAUUCAAAAGCACCUUCGAUCAAUACCGCGACCAAAUCAAAGAACAAAUUUGCACCUUCAUCACUGAAGAAGACAAUCAGCGCUUGCAAACCAACGGAGCAACUUCCAGCGCCAGCUCCGUACAGUCCUUUGAAGGAAUCGAAGUCGACAAUAACAACGUUGCCACGUAUCGUGCCGCUUUGAGCUCGCCGUUGCCGCACGUCACGGCCACUCCGGCCUUGCAAGGGUUUUCGAGCAUUGCCGAAUUUAAUUUGGCCCAAUUGGCCACCUUGGCCGAAACUACUAACGGUGUUGCCACCGCGCAGUCGCCGCCUGCGUUUAAUUUGGCCGAUUUACUCAUCAACGAUACCGCUUAUAAGAAUUUAGCUUCUUUGGCCAAAUUGGGAUUGAACGAUUCUUUUUCAGUCGAUCCUGGAUCUGGAUCGACUAUGGCGGCCAAUGGUGGGAAUCUUCUUGUGCGCAGUACCUCGAAUGUUUCUUUGAAUUUGGGUAAUGGGAUGAUAAACGGGUUUGGGGGCGUUUCCACUUCGACAUCGCCGCUUUUGCACACUCCCGACGAUAUUAUAUCUAAUGAUGGUACGAUGGGUAGUGUUAUGACAACGGCGGCCGGUUCCACCCCGAAUCGCACCACCAAAGUGGCACCGAUGCAAAUCCGGUGCAAAUUCGGCCAAUUGGGCCCCAGCAAGUGCCAAUUCAACUCGCCGCACGGUUUCUGUUUGGGAGCCGAAGAAGAUAUAAUCGUUGCCGACACUAAUAAUCAUAGAAUUCAGAUCUUUGACAAAACUGGUUCGUUUAAGUUUCAAUUCGGUAUUCCGGGCAAGGAGGAGGGUCAGCUUUGGUACCCACGCAAGGUGGCGGUGAUGCGCAACACAGGCAAAUACGUUGUGUGCGACAGGGGCAACGAGCGUUCGCGCAUGCAAAUUUUCACCAAAAACGGGCAUUUUUUGAAGAAGAUUGCCAUCAGGUACAUUGACAUUGUGGCCGGGCUGGCCGUGACAGCUACGGGAGAGAUUGUGGCCGUUGACAGCGUCAGCCCCACUGUGUUUAUCAUUCACGAAAAUGGAGAGUUGUUGAGAUGGUUUGAUUGUAGCGAUUAUAUGCGGGAGCCGUCUGAUAUUGCUAUACAUGGUAAAGAAUUUUACGUUUGCGAUUUCAAAGGACACAACGUGGUGGUGUUCAACGAGGAGGGAAAAUUUUUGCGGCGCAUCGGCGCCGAAGACUUGACGAACUUUCCUAACGGCAUCGACAUUUCUGACGCUGGGGACGUUCUGAUCGGGGACUCGCACGGCAAUCGCUUCCACGUGGCCGUUUUUUCUAGAGACGGCUCGCUGGUUUCGGAAUUUGAGUGUCCUUAUGUCAAGGUUUCGCGUUGUUGCGGCUUGAAAAUAACCUCCGAAGGGUACGUGGUGACUCUGGCAAAGAAUAAUCAUCAUGUGUUGGUGUUGAACACCUUGUACAUUUUGCCUCCCACCUAAUAGGACAGGAUUUGGCGAGAAUCAGCAGCGACGUAAUGACUGAAUUUUCAAAUUGAGUAUUUUGAAGGUUUUUUUAUUGUAUUUGAGUGUUUUAAGAGUUUUUGAAGAGAUUGUCGCUGUCUGUUGUGUCUCCUUCCUUUUCCUGCUCUGUUUUUAUUCAACAUAAUAUUAUUAUAACGUUUAUCUGUUUUUUUUUUUUAAUUAAUUUGAUGCCUACUUUUAAUAUUUAUUGUAAUUUACGUAUUUAGUAGUGAGUUGUGUAGGAGCGUAGGCCCACUGUUUUGUCUCUCUGUCGUUCCUAUAUUGUUUAAUUUUAGCCUACCUAUAUUUACAUUUUCCUAUUAAUUAUUAUAAUUAUUGUUUGAAAUGGAAGCAGAGGGACAAGGGAGCGUUUGCGCACGCCCUCCCCCACCCCCUCCCGCACCAGUCUUAUUGUAUUCGAGGUUUUUGUUUCAUACCUUUUAUUUAUUAUAAUUAUUGGAAAAUUGA